Cuscuta epithymum is the source of this 1195-nucleotide messenger RNA. Lineage: Eukaryota; Viridiplantae; Streptophyta; Magnoliopsida; Solanales; Convolvulaceae. The record is from the annotation of a GenBank genome assembly.
UCCAAAUAGCACAUAAUAAUGAUAAUGAAGAAGAACAUGUGGCUGAAUUAGAAAGAGAAAACUGUCAAAUAAGUCCUAGUUUUAUUAUCAAAAAGUCAAUCAGUCAAUCAAAUUCAUAUACUUAUAAAAACGCUCAAAUUGUCUAUUUAGCCGUUAUUUGACAAGUUUCCCGUUAAAAUGCUUAUGUGGCACCGAUGAGACACUUGUUUGGCACUUUUUCUGAUUUCCCCUUUAUUUUUUUUCUAAUUUCUCUUAUUAUCAAUAAUUUUACUCUCCCCACCAUCAAUGCUCGACACUCCAUUUCCCCUGUUGUGGAAGCCGGCAACAAAGCACGCCAAUAGAUCCUCGGGAACUGCAUGUUGGAUUUCUCCUUCACAAGCCCACUUGGCAACCGCCUUCUUCUCGGAGAUCAAAAGUUCUUUGGUUUCAUUCAGAUUUCUCCAUCACUGUCGCAUCAGAAACCAGAGGCGUGGAAUCUAUAAUUUUUCUUCCGUCAUACAAACUUUCCGACACCUAGAAAAGGAAAAACUUUUAAAUCAAGACAAUGAAGUUGUAGAAAGAACUACACUGGGCAGAGAGGUGGAGGAGGGAGGUCCGGAGGGAUAGAGUUUCACUGUUUCAGAGGCAUGGAAUGGUUGGGCCUCCACUAUCGAAUCGAGAAGCAUAGAGAAGAAGAAGAAGGUGGGACUGUGGGAGUAAUGACUAAUGAGAUGAGAAAAAAAUAAAAGGCAACUAAAAUUAUCCAAAGUCGGGAUGUGGAGGUAGUCAUGGACCCGGGCCAGGUCGGGCCCAGGGUGGGCCUAGGCUCGGUCGGGCCUCGGGUUUUUUUAAGGAGGCCCGGGAACGGCCCGGGUAGCCACAGGGUCCGGUCCGGGCCUCGGGUCAAUUUUUUUCCUUUUCCUAAUUAUCCCCCAAACCACCCCAAAUGGCCCAAAAUACCCAGCCCAACCUGAAAAGAUAAAAAAAAAAUGAAAAAAAAAAUUAAAAGCCCGGAACCGGCAGGGCCGGUUCGGCUUUUUGGUGACCCGAGCCCACACCAGGAACCCCCCGGGCCGGGCCUUCCCGGACCUGUCAUUGGCCGGGCUAUCGGUCCGGGCCGGUUCAGCACAGUACCGGUUCCGGGUCAGGCCACCUAGCCCGAGUCCAUGACUGUGUGGAGGUUAACUAUUGGCCAAUUUAGCCAGAUGAACUCGCC